AUGGAUUCUUCAUCUUAUUCCGAGUCGACGUCGACGAAUGGUGAAGGAUAUGUUAUUCCAAUUUGCAACGCUGAGUUGAGGCCUUAUGAAGGUCAAAAUUUUUCUUCACUUGAGGAGGGAAUUUCUUUUUAUGAAAAAAACAAAGAUGUCAACAAUAUUCCAGAGAAGUAUGUUGGUAACCGGUGGCUGAAAAGUGAAUUAUUGAAGGCAGUUCAUGGUCUCACGAGUGAUGAAAGUGCGUCUGACAAAGGUUCUAACGAAGAUGACAAGCUACAGAUUGGUAACAUGUGUCAUGGACGUUACUUUGGUCUAUAUCAACGCGCUUUUAAGAAUAAAAAUCAUCUGAUUGCAUUAGAUAAUUUGCUUACGGGUAUUGGUCCUCAAAUUUUUACUGAUGACACUACUGGAUCUUCAUCAGUUGAUAAAAAUGAUUCCAUCAAGAACAUAUAUGGUAUUGUUGUAUCUGAAGAAAUAACUGCACGUGCUCCAGAUGUGGUUAGUACAAAGGGAGGUGCAAGUGACAAGAAAAGCAGGAUUAAGUCGAGCAUAGAGAAAGCAAUUGAAAAAGCAAGUAAACUUCAUAGGCGUUGUGGAAAGUGUCAUAAAGUGACUGAUCAUAAUGCUAGGAGUUGUGGCAGAAAGUAG
Messenger RNA from Salvia splendens (bonfire salvia), 645 nucleotides. RefSeq lists its product as uncharacterized. Bases 1 to 645 code for a protein of 214 amino acids. The record is from RefSeq and is a predicted model, not a curated record. The transcript is spliced from 4 exons. NCBI's taxonomy places the organism in Eukaryota, Viridiplantae, Streptophyta, Magnoliopsida, Lamiales, Lamiaceae.